Molecule: messenger RNA, 2055 nt
Organism: Bursaphelenchus xylophilus (pine wood nematode)
Lineage: Eukaryota; Metazoa; Nematoda; Chromadorea; Rhabditida; Aphelenchoididae
Source: the annotation of a GenBank genome assembly
AUGUCUGACGCUGCGGUCCAGGAGGUCGAAGAAGGUGUUGGUGAAGUGAAAUUGUCCAAAAGUCAGUUGAAUAAGUUGAAGAGACAGCAAGAAAAGGCUGCCAAGAAGGCCGCUGUAAGUUCUUUUACUUUUAUCUUUUGUGUUUAGGUCCAAACAACAUGUAUGAAUUGGUUUUGCCUUAUUAUCCACCUCUUUUAGAGUCAAGGAGAAAAACAACAGCAACAAGAACAAGACGAAGGUGAAGAUGUGUCCGCUGGCAAGUAUGGAACCUACCAACUCUUGCAAUCCAGUCAAUUGGAUCAGAAGAAAGAUAUCACAUUCGUGGAUGUUCAAGAUUUGAAUGAAAGUUUGGAUGGAAAGGACAUCUGGGUCCGCGGAAGACUUCAUACGUCACGAAUCAAAGGAAAAACUGGCUUCGUCGUCAUUCGUCAACAAAUCUACACUGUCCAAGGACUUCUUUUUGUUGGGCCUGAAGCUUCCAAGCAAUUACUCAAGUUCAUCGGCAAUGUCUCCAAGGUGAAUAUAAUAUUUAUGAGUAAUUAUUCUUUUUUUUUGGUUUAUUUUUUAUAUUUUUUAUUUAGGAAUCCAUUAUUGAUGUACAUGGAACCAUUAGCAAGGUGGCUCAGCCCAUUACUUCUUGUUCUCAACAGUCGGUGGAGUUGAAGAUCAAGGAGCUCUGGGUGGUCUCCGCUGCCGAACCAAGACUCCCCCUGCAGAUUGAAGACGCUACCCGACCUGAGGAUCCUAGCAAUGAGCUGCCGACUGUUGCUUUGGACUCUAGACUGGAUAAUCGGUGAGUCUUUGAUAUUACUUUUGAGAUGUAUAGGCAUAAAGAGAAAAACGAGAUAUUCACGGUGAAGAAAUCCGGAUGUAAGAAGAGUGAAUGUUUAAUGUUUUGCCUUUUAGUGUCCUUGACCUACGUACACCAACAAGUCAAGCCAUUUUCAAAGUUCAAGCCGGAAUUUGCCAUGCCUUUAGAACCGCCUUGGUUAAUAAAGGCUUUAUUGAAAUUCACACUCCGAAGAUCAUCUCGGCCGCUUCUGAAGGUGGAGCUAAUGUGUUUGAGGUACGUUAAAUCUUAUUCUUUUUAUUUGUUUUGCGUUUAGGUGUCCUACUUCAAAGGCUCGGCCUACCUUGCCCAAUCUCCUCAACUGUACAAGCAGAUGGCGAUUGCUGGAGAUUUCGGCAAAGUAUUCACCAUCGGAGCUGUCUUCCGCGCCGAAGACUCCAACACUCAUCGGCAUAUGACCGAAUUCGUCGGUCUCGAUCUGGAAAUGGCCUUUAAAUUCCAUUAUCAUGAGGUGAUUAUAUUGGACUAGUCAUCUAAUCUAAAUUUUUUGUUUUAGGCUAUGUACACUGUUGCCAAUUGCAUGGUAGAGGUCUUCAAAUACCUUCAAGCCAAUUUGCAGUCCGAGAUUGAAGCUGUUGGAAGACAAUACAAGGCGGAACCAUUCCUUUUCACCGAGAAACCGCUGGUUUUGAACUACUGGGAAGGUGUAAAACUCUUGCAAGAAAAUGGAAUUGACCAAAAGGAAGACGAAGAUCUCUCGACUCCUACAGAAAAGGAACUCGGAAGAUUGGUCCGGGAGAAAUACAAGACCGACUUUUAUGUUCUGGACAAGUUCCCUCUGGCCAUUCGUCCCUUCUACACGAUGCCCGACCCGGAUGACUCGAGAUGGUCCAACUCCUAUGAUAUGUUCAUGAGAGGCGAGGAGAUCCUCUCCGGAGCUCAGAGAAUUCAUGACCCGACUUUGCUGGCGGAGAGAGCAAAGCUCCAUCAAAUCGACAUCUCCAAAAUCCAAAGUUAUAUCGAUGCCUUCAAAUACGGAUGCCCUCCGCAUGCCGGAGGUGGAAUUGGUAGGUGUUUGAGAUUGUUUUUGCUGUUUUUAGGUGGUCAAGAGGAUAAUGGAAUGGUUUGGACAUGAUUUUUGAACACCGGUUAUAUUAACCAUGAUGUUUUUAGGGUUGGAACGUGUCACAAUGCUCUUCCUAGGCCUCAAGAACAUCCGUCUCUCCUCACUCUUCCCCCGUGACCCUAAACGUUUGACCCCAUAG